AUGCAGAUGACUUGCAACGGAAGUUCCUCAACGGCGCAACAUUUGCGAGAGGAACGUUUCCAUUCCAUUGGAAGGCAUCUAUCGCAUUCUCUUCUAGGAUUAAUUGCGUGCUUAACAAGAGAGCGAUAUGACAACAAGCGCGUGAUUGUUCAAACUCACGUCAAGACUAUAAUGGAUUUGCUAACUAUGACAAAGGAAAAUACAAUCGAUCUCAGAAGAAUCUCUGACGGCGCUGAGAAACAUUUGCACGCCCUUCAGGCAUUGAAGCAUCCCACGACGCAUUGGGAUGAUCUUCUCGUCCUCAUUCUAACCUCUAAACUUGACUCGCUCACAUUACGCGAGUGGGAAACUUUCUUAACAGGCAACGAGUUGCCGUCGCUUAAACAGCUGUUAAAUUUUAUCGCUCAUCGAUAUCAGGUACUCGAGGCUAUCACAAGGGCUAGCACUUCUGCAAAGAAGGUCGAGGCAAAAUCGCAGCCAAAUGUUAAGUGGUCAUCGUCGUGCGCGGCUACCGUUAAAUCUAAAUGCCACUUCUGUCAAGGAGAUCACGUCAUUUAUUAUUGCAAAACCUUCGUGGCACUUCCAGUAUCACAAAGGGUCGAGGAAAUUCACAGUCGCAAACUUUGCGUCAAUUGCUUGCACUUCUCUUCUCAUGCAUCAAUUGUGCUCAUUUGUGACGGUGACGACUCGCGCAAGACGUGUCGAGCUUUGUUGGGUUGCGGAUCGCAAGCGAACUUCGUAUCCAAGAAAUUUGUGAAAGUUCUCAGUUUAGAAACGCGUCCAUUAAAUGUCUCGAUUUCCGGCACGGUAACCUCGUCCAAUCACGUGGUUAGAAUCAAAUUACAAUCGCGACUCAACUCGUACAUCGCGGCUAUCGAAUGCAACGUUACUGAUCAGGUUACUAAUAAAAUUCCGGCGGUUUCUUCGGAGCGGGACAAAUUUAAGUUUUCGCGCAACAUUCGUUUAGCUGAUCCACAAUUUCACAUAUCGUCGGAUAUUGAUCUUUUGAUCGGAGCAGAGUUGUUUUGGAAUCUGAUAUGCAUUGGUCAAGUCAAGUCUUCAGAUAAGCACCCAACUCUCCAAAAAACAUGA
Molecule: messenger RNA, 1092 nt
Organism: Atta colombica
Lineage: Eukaryota; Metazoa; Arthropoda; Insecta; Hymenoptera; Formicidae
Exons: 3
Coding region: 1-1092 (363 amino acids)
Source: RefSeq, a predicted model, not a curated record